AUGGAAUUACGAGUAGGAUUUCGAAUCAGCUUGGUCCUGGUCAUCCUGGCCUUGACUCUGUCUCGUGAGGGAGUGGAAGCACAGAGGGCAGGGUGUAAAAAUGUCCACUAUGACCUUGCCUUUAUCCUGGAUACCUCAUCCAGUGUUGGAAAAGAGAACUUUGAGAAGAUCAGACAAUGGGUGGCCAACCUUGUGGAGUCUUUCGAUGUGGCAGCAGACAAGACAAGAGUAGCUGUCGUUCGCUACAGUGACAAACCCACAACCGAGUUCGACCUGGGAAGACACAGGACCCUUGAAGAUGUGAAGCGAGCUGCCCGUAACAUACGCUACCUGGGGGGAAAUACAAUGACCGGGGAUGCUAUCAGCUACACCACCACUAACAUCUUCACAGAGCAGAACGGAGCAAGGCCUAAAGCCAGAGGCAUUCAGCGGGUGGCCAUCCUUCUCACAGAUGGACGAAGCCAGGAUUAUGUUCUGGAGCCCUCCAAGGAGGCUGCCAAAGCCGGCAUCAGGAUGUUUGCCGUUGGCAUCGGGGAGGCGCUAAAGGAAGAGCUUGAGGAAAUCGCUGCUGAGCCAAAAAAUGCCCAUGUCUUCCAUGUGACGGACUUUAAUGCCAUUGACAAGAUCAGGGGCCGGCUGAGGAGGCGGCUGUGCGAGAAUGUCCUGUGUCCAAACAUGAAGGUUCAACCUGAUCGCUUUAAGCCCAACAGCACCAGUUAUGGUCUUGAAGAGGUUCCAGGGUUCGACCUGAUGGAGUUCUUCAGUGUGAGAGAUAUCCUGGGAACCAGAGUUGAUGAAGGCCAGAGUUCUUACGUUCGCCUUGGCACCAUGCCCAUUGUACAGCAGACAGAAGACGUGUUUCCUCAAGGGUUACCCGAUGAAUACGCCUUUGUGACGACAUUCAAAUUUAGGAAAACUUCAAGACGUGAAGACUGGUACCUCUGGCAGGUUUUCGACAAAUAUGGAAUCCCACAGGUGUCCAUCCGUCUGGACGGUGAAAACAAGGCAGUGGAGUACAACGCUGUCGGGCUGACAAAAGAUGCUGUCAGAGCCGUGUUCAAGAACCCUGAAGUUGACAACCUGUUCGAUCGCAACUGGCACAAGAUUGCCCUCAGUGUGGAGGCUAAGGCUGUGUCUCUAUACCUGGACUGCAAACACAUCCAGACUCUGCCCAUCGAAGACAGAGAAGACAUUGAUAUCCAGGGGAAGACAGUGAUUGGAAAGAGGCUGUAUGACAGCGUGCCAAUUGAUUUUGACCUCCAAAGGAUGAUGGUCUAUUGUGAUUCCAAGCACGCGGAACUGGAAACCUGCUGUGAUCUACCCAAUGGACCUUGCCCUAAGAAAGUGGUGACAGAGGCUCCCCCUAUGGAGAUCCCUACUCCGACCCCGACUGUCGUGGAGCAACAAAGAGGCCCGCAAGUCAACUGCUCUGCAUGUUCUGCAGGAGGGAAGGGAGAGAUCGGUUCACCUGGUGUUGCAGGUCCUAUGGGUGAAAAGGGUGACACUGGCCCUGUGGGCGCCACCGGACCGACGGGCAGCAGAGGAGAAAAAGGAGAAACUGGCAGAGUAAUCUCUGUCAAAGGCGGCAGAGGGGAGAAGGGUGAUACAGGCAAAAUAGGGUUGACAGGUGCUGCUGGACAAAAAGGAGAGAAGGGACUUGGUGGUGUGCCAGGUAUUGAUGGCUUAUCUGGAGACAAAGGAGACAAAGGUGAAUCAGGACAGGCUGGUGCUCCAGGGUUUGCGGGUCCAGCUGGACUAAAGGGAAUUCAAGGAGACUCAGGAGAUUCCGGUGCUCCUGGACCAAAAGGUGUCAUGGGUGAAUCAGGCAUACAAGGUGAUAAGGGAUCUCCAGGGACAGCGGGCCUGGCAGGUGUGGAUGGAUUACCAGGAAAACCUGGCUUUCCUGGUAAAAAUGGUUUCAGAGGAUUGGCUGGUGUAUCCGGGCCGAGCGGAGUUAAAGGCAACAAGGGGGAGAGAGGCCUUCCUGGAUUACCUGGGGAUGUGGUUCAAAAAGAUGGUUUACGGGGUGAAAAGGGGGAUGCUGGACCUCCUGGGCCUCCAGGGGCUGAGGGCCCCCCAGGACCUCUUGGUCCUCCUGGUGUGGUAGGUCUGCCCGGAGAGCCUGGAGAGUUUGGCCAAAGGGGCAAGAAGGGUGAAAAUGGAUUACCUGGAGUUGAUGGCCUUCCUGGACCUCCUGGUCUUCCAGGUCCAUCUGGGCCACUAGGAAGCCGAGGACAUACUGGACCUCCAGGUCUUCCUGGUGAAAUUGGAUUUUCAGGCAAACCAGGGGAGUCUGGGAAGUCUGGUCUUCCUGGUAAAGAUGGUCUCGACGGUCUUCAGGGAAAUGAUGGUGCCAUGGGGCCCAGGGGAGAGCGCGGAGCAGAUGGUUUUUCUGGAAAGCCUGGAACUAAGGGGGAAGAUGGCCCACCUGGACCAAGAGGACCUUUGGGGGAGAGAGGACAAGCUGGUUCCCCUGGACAACCAGGAGCUGAUGGAGGAAGAGGAGAGAGGGGCGUUCCGGGAGAAAGAGGAAUGAAUGGACCGUUUGGUCCAAAAGGUGACAAGGGAGACAAGGGUGAAGUUGGAACGAGGGGACCACCCGGUGCUCCAGGAGAUGUGGCUAAUUUCAUCCCUGAGCCUGCUGAACCUGGAAUACCUGGAGAAAAAGGCGAGAAAGGAGAACAAGGCAAACCAGGAGAAAUCGGCCAACGAGGAUUACCUGGUGAACAAGGUUUCAAGGGACCAGCUGGACCAGCGGGUCCAAAUGGCGACACCGGACCUGCAGGAGAGACAGGACGUAUUGGAGACCCCGGUCCACCUGGCUUAGCUGGUCUUCAAGGUCCUCGUGGAUUACCAGGGAGCGUGGGCAUACCUGGGAUCAUGGGGCCUCCUGGUCCAGCUGGACAGAGGGGAGACAAGGGUGAAGUGGGUAAACCAGGACAAUCUGGCCCCACAGGCACACCUGGAGAGCCUGGCUUGACUGGACCUCCUGGAUCGCCAGGGAAGGGCAAGGACGGGCAAAGUGGAGAACCAGGACCACAGGGAAUUCAAGGACCCCAAGGGCCAAAGGGUCAACCAGGAUCCCGAGGAGAAUCUGGGGCACCAGGGGACAGGGGGUCUCAAGGAGAAGGCAAAGUGGGACCAGUGGGGUCACAAGGAAAUAAUGGCGAGCCUGGACCUGCUGGCUUGAGGGGUCUACCUGGAGUUGCUGGUCCUCAGGGUCCAGCAGGACAUAACGGUUUACAAGGAAGGCCAGGAGAGAAGGGAUCACCCGGAGAAGCUGGAAAGGCAGCAGACCUCUCUGACCUAAAUCUGAAGGAUGUCUGCUCAGACUGCCCUGCAGGUCCACCCGGAGCACCAGGUCUUCCAGGCGUCCUCGGAGAUAAAGGACACCCGGGACUUCCAGGGAAAAAUGGUCAAGAUGGUUACCAAGGCGCAGCGGGGCUAGUGGGACCUCAAGGACCCCCCGGAGCCGAUGGAGGGAAGGGUAUAAAAGGUGAUCGAGGACCUGCUGGAGCAGCUGGAGACAAAGGGGAAAAGGGUCACCCAGGACCCCCUGGUCAUCCAGGUUCUCCUGGCUUGAUGGGUUCAGCGGGUAACGAUGGACAGCCAGGCACCGUUGGCCCCCCAGGGCCCCCUGGAGAAAAGGGCAAAGAGGGUCUCAAAGGAAUCCAGGGACCACCAGGUCUUCCCGGCUUGAUAGGACUGCCUGGGAAAAUGGGAAAGGAUGGCCAACAAGGUGAAACAGGAGAAACUGGGAAGCAGGGUGAACCAGGGCCACAAGGAAACUCUGGACUCAGGGGACUGCCGGGCUUUAAAGGCCACAGAGGAGAACCUGGAGCCCCAGGACCUAAGGGAGAAGAUGGAAAGUCUGGAUCACCUGGGCGUGACGGCAAAUCUGGAAAAGAGGGCUCAAGGGGAUCACCCGGUCCGGAAGGAGUUGCUGGACCAAGAGGAGAGUCGGGCAAGCCAGGUGAACCCGGACCAUCGGGAAAAGCGGGUCUCCCAGGAACUCCAGGUCUCCGGGGAGAUCAGGGAGAGGCCGGCAACCCAGGAUUACCAGGAUUUAGUGGACCCAAAGGCCCUGCUGGUCCACAUGGUCCAAUUGGCCCAGAGGGAAAGCAGGGGAUGCCGGGCAGAAUUGGUGAUCGUGGCCUGAAAGGUGAAAAGGGCGACUCAGGGGUAAAGGGAGAUAAAGGACAUGGAGGAGAAUCAGGUAUUCCUGGAAACCCUGGACCCCCAGGACGAAAGGGCCACACAGGAAUGAUGGGCAUGUCAGGACCACCAGGAGAACUAGGGUCACCUGGACCACAAGGAUCAUCAGGAAACCCUGGUCUUCCAGGCCAGAGGGGAGAGUCUGUGUCACUGGAGCAGAUGAGACGGCUCAUCCAGGAGGAGCUGGCAAAACAAUUAGAUGCCAAACUGGCUUACAUCAUGGCUCAGAUCCAGCCAGCCCAUGUAAAGAGUACUGUUGGACGUCCUGGACCUCCGGGCACAUCAGGUAAAGAUGGCAGCUCUGGCCGACCUGGCCCCCCUGGCGAGCCUGGCAUGCCUGGACAGAAUGGAGGAGAAGGACCCAGAGGACCCUUAGGCCCUAAAGGUGAGAAAGGAGGAAGAGGAGAGAAGGGAGAACCUGGUAUUGGUGAAAGAGGAGAGCAUGGCGUUCCUGGCCCGAUCGGUCCCGCCGGACUACCUGGCUACGGUAAAGAUGGAAGCCCAGGACAAGCGGGAGUCCAAGGAGAACCUGGAAACCCCGGCCCCCACGGUCAGCCUGGACCUUCGGGUCCUACUGGCCAAUGUGAUCCCAGCCAAUGUGCCUAUUACGCCAGCCUGGCACAAAGACCCCACACCAAAAACGUCAAGGGGACUUAAGAAAGAAGAGACACACAGAGCAUG
Molecule: messenger RNA, 4896 nt
Organism: Limanda limanda (common dab)
Lineage: Eukaryota; Metazoa; Chordata; Actinopteri; Pleuronectiformes; Pleuronectidae
Gene: col22a1
Product: collagen, type XXII, alpha 1
Exons: 64
Coding region: 1-4872 (1623 amino acids)
Source: RefSeq, a predicted model, not a curated record